This is a messenger RNA of Ectocarpus siliculosus, 195 nucleotides long. The record is from the annotation of a GenBank genome assembly. NCBI's taxonomy places the organism in Eukaryota, Phaeophyceae, Ectocarpales, Ectocarpaceae.
AUGGUGGGGGAGCUGGAGAAGGAGUUUGUCAGCCCGAAGAAGUGCGGAGUCUUCGCCGCGAAGGGUUUCGUGGUGGGCAAAACCUUCAAAUCGCAGCGCAAGGAGGGCUGCCGCCCGGCGGUCAGCGCCUCGUACCCGGGCAUUCUGGUCGGCCCCGUUCCGAACGCCAGCGCCCAGAACGUCGAGAUGCGUUAG